Drosophila grimshawi is the source of this 1377-nucleotide messenger RNA. RefSeq names its product SCL-interrupting locus protein homolog (gene ana2). The transcript is spliced from 2 exons. The record is from RefSeq and is a predicted model, not a curated record. Bases 102 to 1364 code for a protein of 420 amino acids. NCBI's taxonomy places the organism in Eukaryota, Metazoa, Arthropoda, Insecta, Diptera, Drosophilidae.
UUCAAUUUCUUUUUGCCGUCCCUGGUUUGUAGCAGCCCUGUUCGCUUGCGCAGUGUAGUGUUGAAUUGCGCCCCAAUUCAAUUUCAAUAAUCAAUUAAAAAAUGUUUUUGCCCGAAACGGAGGAUAUGCUGCCACGAGCGGCGCCCCGGCCAUGUACGGCCGUACCGCUGGGUCACGUUGAUGAGAUUGUUAAGCCAACUGUGCCAGAAGUCUCCAUACUAUUCGGUGAACCGCUACAGCAGCAACAAGCUCAAAUACAACAACCACAGCAGCAACAAUCAGCGUCUGCGCAACGCCCCCUGAGCAAUUUUGCCACCUGGAAGAAGCAAAUCCUGCCCCGGGUCAACUUUUCGCCGGUACUAGUUACCGAAUUGGGGCCUGGCUCGCCGCCGGCUACUUCAUCUGCUGGCAAUGACUAUAAUUAUCUGCCCAGGGCUCGCUUUAAUGAAGAGCGCACCACGCCGCCCAGAAACAUGAAUGUUGGUUAUGCUGCUCCUGGGCCGUAUGCCACAGAUCAUCUGGGGUCGGCACAGCGCUUGCCAAAUCAAAGCGAUGUGCUCACAAUAUGCGCAAGCACCCAAACCGAAACUGACAGCAUCCGAUUAGAUGCUAAACUCGAUCUCAGCAAUUUGGCUGAGAAAAAAGACAUUAGAGAAGUGUUGGCCCUGCUGGAAAUGAUGCGCCAGGACCAGCAGCAAUUGCGACGCCUAUGCGAAUCGCUAGCUCAGCAGCAGGAGAAGCAGCAGCAACUUCCCACUCAAAGUCCCAAGACAUACAAGGAGACGGCUUCUCAAUGUGAUUUAAUGGUGUCCAGUAAAAGCAAUUCAACAGUGAAGCGAAUAACACCCACUGUGCAGGAUUACAUAGUUGAGGAGGAGGAUGAGGAGCUGCCUGCAGUGAUCUAUGAGCUGCCCGCGAGAAUGAAUCCCAAAUUUCAAUCGCCACGCGCUGCACCACCAAUAGCUCAAUCCACUGGCUAUCGAGUGAAUACACCAAAGGCUAAACUUGCUCCCGGUGUGCUGCCCAAGCCCAGCACCGAGCAGAGCAUGGUCAUGAAUGAGCUAGCCCUCAAAUAUUUGCCACAGCGUCAAAUCCAUGAGCUAAUGGAUGAGUUGCAUGUGUCGCCAAAGGCGACUGCCACAACGCCACUGCGUCCCAUUGAUAACUUUGUCUCGAGUCCGAGCAACAUGUCCAAUGCCUCCUACAAAUAUCUCAAGAAAUAUCGCCUGUUGCCCGAGGAACAGUUGGGCUACGAACAACAUCAUCAGUCGCCGCAAGGAAUCCCGAAGAUGCCACAGCAGAAAGUGUGCCAGGAGCAGAUGCUGGAUCUGGAUAAUAUACGCAAUCAGCCAAAGUUAAUAUAGAAAAUAAUUGUUU